AUGAAACCCAUGAAACCUCUAGAACAAUUUAUUAAAAAUAAUAUUCAAGAAAAAAUUAAAGAUAUAAAAUAUUUUAAAACAUGGUUUAAUGAAAAUUUAGCUAUAGUUAUAAUUUUAAUUACUGGAAAUCCUUUUAAAAAAUAUGAAGCCACGUUAAUUAUUCAUGAACCUGCUGAAAGAAUGAUGAAUAGAAUUUUUAUAAUACUUAAAUGUAUAGCGAGUGAUUUAAAAUUAAAUAAAAUCAAAAGAAAAAUAGAUAUAAUUAAAAAAAAAUUGAAUGAAGAUAAUCCUGGAAUUCAUUUCAAUUUUUUUAAUAAUAAUAUUAUAGAAACAAAAUUACCUUUUGAUAUUAAUAAUAUUAAUCCUGAUGAAUAUAUUAAACCAUUAGAUAUUAUUAAAAUAAAGAGAGGUGGAUAUAAACAUGUUGCUAUUUAUUUAAUUGAUGGUAAAGUUUGUCAAAUAGAUGGCGCGAGAGGAAAUUCUGGUGGAUUAUUUAAGAAGUUAAAUUCUGGUGGUGUGAGGAUUGCUGAUUGGAAAUCAUUCUUAGGUGAUAAUCCAGGAGAAGUAACUAGGUAUCAUGUGUUAAUACCUUUUAAAAGAAAGGAGAAAAUAAUUGAACAUAUUGAAAAAGCUUUAUUAAGCAAGUAUGGAGAGGGUGAGUAUCAUCUUUUAUUGAAAAAUUGUGAACAUUUUGCCAAUAUGUGUGUUUAUAGUAUUAACAGAUCAGAACAAGUGGAAAAGUUGAAAAAGUAUUUAAUAGGGGUGAAAAGGAAAGAAAAUAAUAAUAUUUACAAAAAUAAUAUUUUAGAUAUUAACAAAAGUGACAAAAUGUUCACCAAUUUAAAAGUAUCUAGAGAACUAACUAUAGAGGAAAAACAAAUUAUUGAAGAGUUACGAAGAAGUACUAAAGUUGAAACUAUAAAAGAAACUUCAAAAGGAUGGUUCUCAUUUCGAAAAAUCUUUAAAAUCGUUUCAUGUAUAUUUCGGCGAACAUAA
Molecule: messenger RNA, 996 nt
Organism: Rhizophagus irregularis DAOM 181602=DAOM 197198
Lineage: Eukaryota; Fungi; Glomeromycota; Glomeromycetes; Glomerales; Glomeraceae
Biological process (GO): N-acylphosphatidylethanolamine metabolic process
Cellular component (GO): cytoplasm
Molecular function (GO): A2-type glycerophospholipase activity; glycerophospholipid phospholipase A1 activity
Source: RefSeq, a predicted model, not a curated record